Molecule: messenger RNA, 339 nt
Organism: Carica papaya (papaya)
Lineage: Eukaryota; Viridiplantae; Streptophyta; Magnoliopsida; Brassicales; Caricaceae
Source: RefSeq, a predicted model, not a curated record
AUGAAGGGAAGGAAGAUGAAGCUCGCUCUCAUUUCUAAUGAGUCAACUAGAAAAACAACAUUCCAAAAACGAAAGAAGGGAUUAAUGAAAAAGGCCAGUGAAUUAGCGACUUUAUGUGGUAUUAACAUGUGCAUGAUUAUUUACAGUUCUUAUAACACUCAACCUGAAGUUUGGCCAUCUCCGUCCGGCGUUCAAAGUGUUCUCAAUGAUUUCAACGCAAUGUCAAAGAUAGAUCAGAGUAAAAAGAUGUUGAAUCAAGAGAUGAUUAUGCCUAUGGAAGACAAUGACAAUGAGAACAUCGAGAACAACAACAACAACAAUGAUAAUAGUGCUACCUGA